Messenger RNA from Spodoptera frugiperda (fall armyworm), 2466 nucleotides. RefSeq names its product E3 SUMO-protein ligase KIAA1586. The record is from RefSeq and is a predicted model, not a curated record. The transcript has a single exon. NCBI's taxonomy places the organism in Eukaryota, Metazoa, Arthropoda, Insecta, Lepidoptera, Noctuidae. Gene Ontology annotation, molecular function: protein dimerization activity. The coding region runs from base 17 to 1369 and encodes 450 amino acids.
UCAGGAAGUAAAAGUAAUGGAAUCUUUUAUAGAUUUCAUUGAAACUAAAGACAAAACUGCUGAAGGUAUUUCAAAAAUGAUUUUGGACAAGAUUCAAGCUGAUGGCCUAGAUAUAAGCAACUGUAGAGGCCAAGCAUAUGAUAAUGCUGCUGUUAUGGCUGGAAAGUAUUCAGGAGUUCAGCAAAGAAUUAAAGAAAUAAACCCUAAAGCUGAAUUCGUACCUUGCUCAAAUCAUUCUUUAAAUCUAGUUUGUUUACACGCUGCCUCAGUUGAGGUGGAUUCAGUAACUUUUUUCGGCACUUUAGAACGUUGCUAUUCUUUUUUUUCCUCAUCAACACAUCGUUGGGAAGUUCUGAUAGCAGCUACCGGCAAAAGCUUAAAAAGGGUUCAAGAAACGCGAUGGAGUGCAAGAGGCGAUGCCGUAAAUGUGACAUGGCAUCAUUACAAAGACAUUCUCGUCACUUUGGAAACACUGACAGAGGUAGGUGAAAGCUUCAACACUAGGACAGAUGCAGGUGCUUUACUAGUUUCGAUGCAGUCAUUUUCCUUUCUUUGUUUUUUGGGCCUGUGGCAACCAGUGCUACAUGAAGUCAAUGAUGCACAAAAAUAUUUGCAAACAAGAGGACUUGACAUUAGAUUGUGCGCUCAGAAACUAAGUGCUUUGUUGAUUAUAUUGACAGAGAAAAGAGAGGAAUGGGCAAAUGGUGCUGUAAGUUAUGCAAAAAAUAUUUGUGAAGAGCUAGGAAUUUCAAUAAAACCUCGGAGACGCAUAACAAGAAAACAUAUUUUUGACGACGGAACUAGAAAUGCGAACUUGUCUUGGGAAAAUGAGUUGAAAAGAAAGCUAUUUUCUUCGUUAGAUAGAGUUAUUGCAGAAAUUCAUGAGCGUUUUCAACAGCUACAGAAUUUAACGGAUAAGUUCGCCUAUCUAAUGCCGGCUGUAUUAUUAGAUCCAAACACUGAAUGUAAUCUAGCCGACGCAUCUGACGAAAUUGACGAGCAGGAUUUCAAGCUGGAAAGACUUAGACUGCGGACUUUCGUUGCUGCUACAGGCAACGAAAAUGAAUUGAUUAAUGCAGACUCACUGGAAUUAUUUAAAUUUAUUGUAAAAUCUAAGCUAGAAGAUACUCUGCCCAAUAUUUUAAUAAUGUUUAGAAUAUUUUUCACAGUUGCUAUAAGCAAUGCCAGCUGUGAAAGAAGUUUUUCGAAAUUAAAAUUGAUAAAUAAAUAUUUAAGAUCGACAAUGAGUAGUCUAAGACUAACUAAUUUGGCUAUUUUGUCUAUAGAGCAAGAGGUGUGUGAUGCGAUAGACAUUGACGGUGCAAUAAAAGAAUUUGCUCUUAAAAAAAGUAGACAUAUAAAUUUUUAAUUGACGUCAGAAGAAGUUUUAUUUUUAAUUCUAAGAAAUACUCGUACUGCUUUUCUAUAAACAUAAAAAUAUUACAUUAUAGUGUCGUUCUAGUUCUAAUUAAAAAUUGAUUUUAUUCAAUCUUGUCGAUCGUCAAGGUGUAUUGAAUAUACCUAAGUUAUUUCAAUGUGUAUCAAUGGUUAAAGUAUAAUAUUUUUUGUAUUAAUAAAUGUGAUUGUAAAACUUAGAUAAACUUUUUUUUGCUCUCCGGGCGAUAACUGUCAACUUUCGUCCCGCUGCGCUUUGAAUUUUUGUAUUCUUUCCUCGGGAAGUAAAGUAAGAAAGCCUCUGAUCUGAGACUUUUCUUACUUUCCUUACCUAGGGAGGAAAUAUACUAUUAUUUAAAAUCCAACCUGUAUAAUGCAAAUUGAUGAUGUCUGAUCUCGCCGAAAAGUUCUGUAUUAAUGAAUGUAAUGUAUAGUAAACAUUAAAUUAAAAACCUAAAUAGGUAAGGGGGCGGCAAAAUUUUCUUCCGCCCCGGGCGGCCGACACUCAUGCUACGCCACUGACCCCGGUAUCCUUUUACGUUGUCCGCAGCUCCGGAUCGGGCAUCAGCCCUACUGGGCCCCAUCUGUGGUGGUCUGGCUCUUUGAGGCGCGCGCGGAAUGCGACGCGCCGCCGUACGCACGGGUCUGGUUCUGUUCGGGCGGCGAGCUACCCUUGCUCGCCGCAGACCUGCACUUACGGUGGCCGGAGAUCGUCACGCGAUCCCCGACGCCCGGAGUGUCUUCUGCGGCGGCUGGGGCGUGAGGAGGAUCGUUCCCUCACGCGCUCCGCCUCCUCCUUAGCUAGCAUUCCCAAGCAAGCCUUGGACUGGAAUCUCCAAGGUAAAAGGAAGCGUGGCCGUCCUGGCCAAACCUGGCGGCCUACAUCGAUAGCAGAAGCAGCGGGCAUAGGAAUAACGUGGAGCGAGGUGAAGCGGGAAAUUCAAGACCGAUCGAGAUGGAGAACCUCUUCGAACGAUAUAUCAAUAUGAUAUAGUUCGUUACGGGUCCAUACGACUAUACAGGGCUCACACAAUUUCUCUCUGACGAGGUGGCGAGGCGGCUCACUCAUGA